AUGGGCAACGAGGCCAGCCUGGAGGGCGGCGCCGGCGAAGGGCCAGUGCCUCCCGGCGGCCCCGGUCCCGGCCCCGGCCCGGGCCCCGGUGCAGGGAAGCCGCCUUCAGCACCGGCCGGCGGCGGACAGCUCCCCGCGGCGGGCGCUGCGCGGGCGGCCGCGGGACCACCGGGCCCCGGACCCGGCCCAGGCCCGGGCAGGUAAGCGCCCGGGCCUGGGCCCGCGGACGUCUCCAGGAGACUGGACCCCAAGGAGCCCCUGGGCAGCCAGCGAGCAGCUUCGCCAACCCCGAAGCAGGCUCCUGGGUCUGCUCCCGGCCACGAGAGCCCCCGGGAGGCAGGGGCCCCGGGCCCGGCCGGCCAGGAGGCUGGUGGCCCCCGCAGGACGCUGCAGGUGGACAGCAGGACGCAGAGGUCAGGGCGGUCCCCCUCCGUGUCACCAGACAGAGGCAGCACCCCCACGUCACCUUACUCCGUCCCCCAGAUCGCCCCCCUUCCCAGCAGCACACUGUGUCCCAUAUGUAAGACCUCGGACCUCACGUCGACCCCCAGCCAGCCAAACUUCAACACCUGCACGCAGUGUCACAGCAAGGUCUGCAACCAGUGUGGGUUCAACCCCAACCCGCACCUGACCCAGGUGCAGGAGUGGCUCUGCCUGAACUGCCAGAUGCAGCGGGCUCUGGGGAUGGACAUGACCACGGCGCCGCGCUCCAAGAGCCAGCAGCAGCUGCACUCCCCCGCCAAACAGCCCCUGGGGAGGCCGGAGCAGGAGCGGCCCCGGGGCCCCGGGGGGCCACAGCCUGGGCCCCGCCAGGCCGAGACGGCCAAGGCCACCACAGUGCCGGGACCUGCCCAGGCGGCUGCCCCUCCCGAGGGGGGGAAGGUGUCUCCUCAGCCCCCUCACCCCAUCAAGCCUUCCACAGCGGAGCCCCGGCCCCCUGCGGGAGAGGCCCCGGGCAGAAGUGCCACCGCGGUGCCCUCCGGGCCUGGUGCUGCUGAGCAGGCCCAGGAGGGCCUCACCGGGAAGCUCUUCGGUCUCGGCGCGUCGCUGCUGACCCAGGCGAGUACCCUCAUGUCCGCGCAGCCUGAGGCCGACGCCCAGGGCCAGCCUGCCGCCGGCAAGGGGCCACCCAAGAUCGUCUUCAGUGAUGCCAGCAAGGAGGCUGGCCCGCGACCCCCAGGCUCAGGGCCCGGGCCUGCAGCUGGAGCCAAAGCUGAGCCUGCAGCCAGGGCAGGUCCCACAUCGGGGCCUGGAGCCCUGGCGAGAACUGGGGGGACACCCAGCCCAAAGCAUGGCCGAGCAGAACAGCAGGCAGUGCCCAAGGCUGCUGCCAAGCCAAAGGCCACGCCGAAGGACAGGCCCACCUGCCCACUGUGCCAAGCCGAGCUCAACGUGGGCGGCAAGGGCCCAGCCAACCACAACACCUGCACCGCCUGCGGGCUCCAGGUGUGCAACCUCUGUGGCUUCAACCCGACGCCCCACCUGGCGGAGAAAUCCGAGUGGCUCUGUCUCAACUGCCAAACUAAGCGACUGCUGGAGGGCAGCCUGGGGGAGCCAGCCCCCCACCCACCGCCCGCCUCGCAGCAGCCCCCCGCCGGGGCCCCUCACCGUGCAGCCGGAACAGCCCCUCCGAAGCAGAAAGGGCCCCAGGGGCCGGGCCAGCCCUCAGGCCCCCUGCCCGCCAAGGCCGGCCCCCAAGCAAAGCCCCUCAGGGCUUCUGAGCCCAGCCGGACCCCGAGCAGCGCCCAGGAAAAGAAGACGGGGGUCCCGGCUAAAGCGGAGCCUGUGCCGAAACCACCUCCAGAGACUGCCCUGCCCCCUGGGACUCCUAAGGCCAAGGCCGGGGCGCGGAGGACCGAGCCCGCCGCCCCUGCCGUCACGGCUGUUCCAGAAGCCCCCAAGGGCGGGGAGGCCGAGGAGCUGGUGGGCAGGCCUUACUCCCAGGACCUGUCCCGGAGCCCACAGAGCCUCAGCGACACGGGCUAUUCUUCGGACGGCGUCUCCAGCUCCCAGAGCGAGAUCACCGGUGUGGUGCGGCAGGAGGGGGAGCAGCUGGACAGCGCAGGGGUGACCGGGCCCCGCCCGCCCAGCCCCUCCCAGCUCCACAAGGCGGGCAGUGUGCGGCCUUCCCUGCAGGCCCAGGGCCCAGCCUCCAGUGGCGAGCGGAGCAAGGUGCCCCGCAGCAGCGCUGAGGAGCAGAAGCGGCGGCCCCACUCCCUGUCCAUCAUGCCCGAGGCCUUCGACUCCGAUGAGGAGCUGGAGGACAUCCUGGAGGAAGAGGAAGACGCUCUGGAGUGGGGGCGCCAGCGGGAGCAGCAGGACACGGCCGAGUCCUCGGACGACUUGGGCAGCCAGCUGCGGCACGACUACGUGGAGGACAGCAGUGAGGGCGGCCUGUCCCCGCUCCCUCCCCAGCCCCCAGCCCGGGCGGCAGCAAUGACCGACGAGGAGUUCAUGCGGCGGCAGAUCCUGGAGAUGAGCGCCGAGGAGGACAACCUGGAGGAGGAGGACGCGGCCACCCCCAGGCACGGCCUGGCCAAACACGGCACCCCGAAGGGCGGCCCCAGGCCCAGGCCCGAGCCCAGCCCAGAGGCAGCGGCUCUGCCCACGCGGCGCCUGCCCCACCACGCCACCACGGGCUACGAGGAGCUGCUCGCCCUUCCCGAGGGGGGCCCCGCCGAGGCGGUCGACGGCACCGGGACCCUGCAGGGCGGGCUCCGCCGCUUCAAGACCAUCGAGCUCAACAGCACGGGCAGCUACGGCCACGAGCUGGCCCUGGGCCCGGGCGCCGACCCCGGCCUGGACCGCGAGCCCGAGCUGGAGAUGGAGAGCCUGACGGGCUCGCCCGAGGACCGCUCCCGCGGGGAGCACUCCUCCACGCUGCCCGCCUCCACGCCCAGCUACACCUCGGGCACCUCGCCCACCUCCCUGUCUUCCCUGGAGGAGGACAGCGACAGCAGCCCCAGCCGCAGGCAGCGCCUGGAGGAGGCCAAGCAGCAGCGCAAGGCCCGGCACCGCCCCCACGGGCCCCUGCUGCCCACCAUCGAGGACUCCUCGGAGGAGGAGGAGCUGCGGGAGGAGGAGGAGCUGCUGCGCGAGCAGGAGAAGAUGCGGGAGGUGGAGCAGCAGCGCAUCCGCAGCACCGUCCGCAAGACGCGGCGCGACAAGGAGGAGCUGCGGGCCCAGCGCCGGCGCGAGCGCUCCAAGACGCCGCCCAGCAACCUGUCGCCCAUCGAGGACGCCUCCCCCACGGAGGAGCUGCGGCAGGCGGCCGAGAUGGAGGAGCUGCACCGCUCCUCCUGCUCCGAGUACUCGCCCUCGCCCUCCCUGGACUCGGAGGCUGAGGCCCUGGACGGCGGCCCCGCCCGGCUCUACAAGUCAGGCAGUGAGUACAGCCUGCCCACCUUCAUGUCCCUCUACUCGCCCACCGAGCCGUCCGCGGGCAGCUCCGGCACCCCCAGCGCCGGCCGGCCCCUCAAGAGCGCCGAGGAGGCCUACGAGGAGAUGAUGCGGAAGGCCGAGCUGCUGCAGCGGCGGCAGCAGGGCCAGGCGGCGGGGGGCCGGGGGCCCCAGGGUGGCCCCUCUCAGCCCGCAGGCCCCCGGGCCCAGGGCUCCUUUGAGUUCCAGGAAGCCCCGGAGCGUGACUACGGCCGGGCUGCCCCGCUGCCCGUGGAGGGCACGCCCGCUGGCCUGGGCGCCGCCGUGUACGAGGAGACCCUGCAGACGGCCCAGAGCCCGGCCCGCGUGCGGCAGGCCUCCCGAGCCCUGGCCUUCGCCGAGGACAAGAAGGAGAAGCAGUUUCUGAACGCGGAGAGUGCGUACGUGGACCCCACGAAGCAAAACGGCGGCCCGCUCACCCCGGGCACCAGCCCCACCCAGCUCGCUGCCCCCGUGCCCUUCACCGCCACCUCCUCCGACGGCAGUGGCGGCCGCGUCAUUCCUGACGUCCGAGUUACCCAGCAUUUUGCAAAGGAGCCCCACGGCUCUCCCGCCUCCCCCGGCUCCGCCUCCCGGGAGGCCAGCACACCCUUUCCCCCGGGCCCUGCGGCCCCAGCCACCGCGGCUCCUCGGGGGCAUGUGCCUUCGGCGUCGCCUGCAGGCCCCGAGCGCAGCCCCUCACCGUCUGCCACAGCCCACAGCUACGGGCAGAGCCCGGCCACUGCAAACUACGGAUCCCAGACGGAGGAGGUGCCCCCGGCGCCCAGAGAGAAGCCCCCGCGUGUGAGUGACGGCAAGGGCGGCCCCGCCCCGCCCGCCCAGGGAUAUGCCUAUUUCUCGGGCUCCAGCCCACCGCUCUCCCCAUCUUCUCCCUCAGAGAGCCCCACCUUCUCCCCCGGCAAGCCGGGCCCCAGGGCCACAGCCGAGUUCUCUACACAGACGCCAAGCCUGACCCCUGCCUCGGACAUGCCACGGAGCCCUGGCGCCCCCGCCCCCAUGGUGGCGCAGGGCACCCAAACGCCACACGGGCCCGGCGCGCCCCGCCCGGCCUGGCAGCAGUCCUCUCGGGAGGCCCCCUUCAUGGUCAUCACGCUGGCCUCCGCGGCCUCCAGCCAGACCAGGAUGGUGCAUGCCAGCGCCUCCACCUCCCCGGUGUGCUCCCCCACCGGCACGCAGCCCACCCCCCACGGUGCGUCUCCGCUGCCCUCAGAGCCUCCUGGGCCGCCUGGCUUCCCGCGGGCAGCCAGUGCCGGUGCGGACGGGCCCCUGGCGCUGUACGGCUGGGGCGCCCUGCCUGCCGAGAACAUCUCCCUGUGCCGGAUCUCCUCCGUCCCGGGAACGUCCAGGGUGGAGCCCGGCCCCAGGCCCCCUGGCAGUGCCGUGGUGGACCUCCGCACGGCCGUCAAGCCCACGCCCAUCAUCCUCACUGACCAGGGCAUGGACCUGACCUCUCUCGCCGUGGAAGCGAGGAAGUACGGCCUGGCGCUGGACCCGGGCCCCGGGCGGCAGUCCACAGCGGUGCAGCCUCUGGUCAUCAACCUCAACGCCCAGGAGCAGACCCAGGCCUUCCUCGGCACGGCCACCACCGUGAGCAUCACCGUGGCCUCGUCGGUGCUCCUGGCCCAGCAGAAGCAGCCUGUCUAUGGGGACCCCUUCCAGAGCCGCCUCGACUUCGGCCAGGGGGCAGGUAGCCCCGUGUGCCUGGCCCAGGCCAGGCAGGUGGAGCAGGCCGUCCAGACGGCCCCGUACCGAGGCGCGCCCCGGGGAAGACCCAGGGAGGCCAAGUUUGCCAGGUACAACCUGCCCAGCCAGGGGGCGCCUCUGGCCAGAAGAGAAGUUUUGAUCACUCAGGUGGGCACAGCUCAGAGCGCUGGCCUCAAGCCGGGCCCUGUGCCAGAGCUGGGUGCCAGGAAGCCACACACCGUGCUGGUGCAGAUGGCAGAGGGCGCAGCAGGCACUGUGACCACGCUGCUCCCGGAGGAGCCGGCGGGCGCCGUGGACCUCACGGGGAUGAGGCCCGAGAGCCAGCUGGCGUGCUGCGACGUGGUCUACAAGCUCCCCUUCGGCAGCAGCUGCACGGGCGCUUUCCACCCCGCCCCCAGCGCCCCCGAGGAGCGCGGGGCCGACGCUGCCCCACGGGCCCAGAGCAGCGGCCCCUUCUACGGUCCGCGCGAGCCGGAGCCUCCCGAGCCCUCCGCCUACCGGGCCCAGGGGCUCGCGGGGCUCGGGCCCCCUGAGGAGCAGAGGCCCUACCCACUGGGCCUCCCAGGCAGGCUGUACUCCUCCAUGUCCGACACCAAUCUGGCUGAGGCCAGCUUCAACUACCACGCCCACAGGAUGGGGCAGCUCUUCCAGGGCCCGGGGCGAGACGCGGCCGUGGACCUCAGCUCGCUGAGGCAGUCCUACAGCCUGGGCUUUGCGGACGGGCGCUACCUGGGGCAGGGCCUGCAGUACGGCUCCUUCACGGACCUGCGCCACCCCACAGACCCCUUGCCUCACCCGCUGCCCAUGCGGCGCUACAGCUCCGUGUCCAACAUCUACUCAGACCAGAGGUACGGCCCCCGGGGGGAAGUCGCGGGCUUCCGGGAGGCCAGCCUGGCCCAGUACAGCGCCACCACAGCCCGCGAGAUCAGCCGCAUGUGCGCGGCCCUCGACUCCAUGGACCAGUACGGAGGGCGGCGUGGCGGUGGCGGUGGCGGCCCUGACCUCACGCAGUACCAGCCCCAGCCUGGGCCUGGGCUCAGUGCCCCGCAGGGCCUGGGCCCACUCAGACCUGGCCCCUUCGGGAACCCCACCUUCCCGGAGGCCCACCCGAACCCUGGGGUCCUGCCCCAGUACAGGCCUGCAGCCCAGGGCGCGGCCGUCCGACAGCUGCUGCCGUCCACGGCCACGGUGCGUGCCGCCGACGGCAUGAUCUACUCGACUAUCAACACCCCGAUUGCAGCCACACUGCCCAUCACCACCCAGCCCGGCUCGGCGCUGCGGCCCCUGGUGCGUGGCGGCAUGUACCGGCCCUACACAUCGGGCGGGGUCACGGCUGUGCCGCUCAGCAGCCUCACACGCAUGCCUGUGACUGCCCCCCGGGUGCCCCUGUACCGAUAUCCUGCACCAAGCAGGUUCCCGGCAUCCAGCGUGCCGCCUGCCGAGGGCCCCGUCUAUCUGGGGAAACCUGCUGCUGCGAAGGCGCCCGGGGCCGGGGGCCCAGCGAGGCCAGAGCCACCGGGAGGGGCCGCCCGGCAAGAGCCUCUUUCCACAGCCGGGCCUGCUGCUGCCAAGGAGGCGGCAGCCGCCCUGGCCCCGGCCCCCCCGGCCGGCCAGAAGCCAGCAGUAGAUGCUGCUCCUGCGGGCGGCAGUGCGGGCCCCGGCCGGCCGGGAGGAGAGGAAGCGUCGCAGGAGGAGAGGCAGCGGAAGCAGCAGGAGCAGAUGCUGCAGCUUGAGCGGGAGCGCGUGGAGCUGGAGAAGCUGCGGCAGCUGCGGCUGCAGGAGGAGCUCGAGCGGGAGCGCGUGGAGCUGCAGAGGCACCGGGAGGAGGAGCAGCUGCUGGUGCAGCGGGAGCUGCAGGAGCUGCACACCAUCAAGCACCACGUGCUGCAGCAGCAGCGGGAGGAGCGCCAGGCCCAGCUCGCCCUGCAGCGGGAGCAGCUGGCGCAGCAGCGCCUGCAGCUGGAGCAGAUCCAGCAGCUGCAACAGCAGCUGCAGCAGCAGCUGGAGGAGCAAAAGCAGAGGCAAAAGGCCCCCUUCCCCGUGGUCUGUGACGGACCCGGCCGAGGGCCUCCCCCCGCGGCCACCGAGCUGGCUCAGAAUGGCCAGUACUGGCCGCCCCUGACCCACGCGGCUUUCAUCGCCGUGGCUGGACCCGAGGGGCCGGGGCAGCCCCGGGAGCCCGUGCUGCACCGCGGCCUCCCCAGCUCCGCCUCGGACAUGUCGCUGCAGACCGAGGAGCCGUGGGAGGCCGGCCGCAGUGGCCUCAGGAAGCGGCACUCGAUGCCACGGCUGCGGGACACCUUCGAGGCGGAGCCGGGGCCCGAGCCCGGCCCGGUCAGGAGGAUUGCGGACAGCAGCGUGCAGACGGACGACGAGGACGGGGAGGGCCGCUACUUCCUGAGCCGGCGGCGCCGCACCCGGCGGAGCGCAGACUGCAGCGUGCAGACGGACGAGGAGGACAACGCCGAGUGGGAGCAGCCCGUGCGCCGCCGCCGGCCCCGCCUCUCCCGCCACUCGGACUCCGGUUCGGACAGCAAGCACGACGCUGUGGCCUCGUCCUCCACAGCCGCCCCCGCCAGGGCCACGAGCAGCGUGGGCAUCCAGACCAUCAGCGACUGCUCCGUGCAGACGGAGCCUGACCAGCCGCCCAGGGUCUCCCCCGCCAUCCACAUCACCGCGGCCACUGACCCCAAGGUGGAGAUCAUCAGGCACAUUUCGGCGCCAGAGAAGACCGGGCGCGGGGAGAGCCUGGCCUGCCAGACGGAGCCGGACGGGCAGGCCCAGGGCGGGGCCGGGCCGCAGCUCGUAGGGCCCGCCGCCAUCAGCCCCUACCUGCCCGGCAUCCAGAUCGUCACCCCAGGGCCCCUGGGAAGAUUCGAGAAAAAGAAGCCGGAUCCCCUGGAGAUCGGCUACCAGGCCCACCUGCCCCUGGAGUCCCUCUCGCAGCUUGUGAGCCGCCAGCCUCCCAAGUCCCCGCAGGUCCUCUACUCGCCAGUCUCGCCCCUGUCCCCACACCGGCUCCUGGACGCGUCCUUUGCUUCCAGCGAGAGGCUGAGCAAGGCUCACGUGAGUCCCCAGAAGCACUUCGCGGCCGACGGCGCGCUCCGCCAGCAGACGCUGCCUCGCCCCAUGAAGACCCUGCAGCGGUCUCUGUCUGACCCUAAGCCCCUCAGCCCCACCGCCGAGGAGUCUGCCAAAGAGAGGUUCUCCCUCUACCAGCACCAGGGGGGGCUGGGGAGCCAGGUGUCGGCGCUGCCACCCGACGGCCUGGUCCGCAAGGUGAAGCGGACACUGCCCAGCCCUCCUCCCGAGGAGGCCCACCUGCCCCUGGCUGGCCAGGCCCCCCCACAGCUGUACGCGGCCGGCCUGCUGCCCCGGGGGCUGCCCGCCGCCGCCCCGGCCAAGGCCAGCCUGCUCCGGGAGCUGGACCGGGACCUGCGGCUGGUGGAGCAUGAGUCCACCAAGCUGCGCAAGAAGCAGGCAGAGCUGGACGAGGAGGAGAAGGAGAUCGACGCCAAGCUCAAGUACCUGGAGCUGGGCAUCACACAGCGCAAGGAGUCUCUGGCCAAAGACCGGGGCGGCCGCGACUACGCGCCCUUGCGCGGUCUCGGUGAGCAUCGCGACUACCUGUCGGACAGCGAGCUCAACCAGCUGCGGCUCCAGGGCUGCGCCGCGCCCGGCCAGUACGCAGACUUCCCCGUCACCUCCGCGGUUCCCGCCACCCCCUCCGGCCCCGCUGCCUUCCAGCAGCCGCGGCUCCCCCCUCCGGCCCCGCAGUACUCUGCAGGCAGCGCUGGGCCGGCUCCCAACGGAUUCCCAGCCCACCAGGCACCUGCCUACCCCGGCCCCAGCACGUACCCAGCGCCUGCCUUCCCUCCCGGCACCGGCUACCCUGCUGAGCCUGGUUUGCAAAGCCAGCAGGCUUUCCGGCCCACAGGCCAUUAUGCAGCCCAAACCCCCAUGCCCACCACACAGAGCACCCUUUUCCCAGUCCCGGCCGACAGCCGUGCCCCCCAUCCGAAGCCACGCCAGACGUCACUAGCCGACUUGGAGCAGAAGGUGCCCACCAACUACGAAGUGAUCGCCAGCCCCGCCGUGGCCAUGUCCUCAGCGCCGUCGGAAGCCAGUUACAGUGGCCCCGUGCUGAGCAGCAGCUACGAGCAGAGCAAGGCCCCGGAGCUGCCCCGGGCCGGUGACCGCAGCAGCGCGGGCCCCGCCCCCACCUACCCCUCUGACUCCCACUACGCCAGCUUGGAGCAGAACGUCCCUCGGAACUAUGUGCUGAUCGACGACAUCAGUGAGCUGACCAAGGACAGCACCUCCACGGCCCCGGACAGCCAGCGGCUGGAGCCCCUGGGCCCGGGCGGCGGCGGGCGUCCAGGGAAGGAGCCGGGAGAGCCAGGGGUCCUGGAGGGGCCCCCCCUGCCCUGCUGCUACGCCCGGGGGGAGGAGGAGUCCGAGGAAGACUCUUACGACCCCCGUGGAAAGAGCGGCCACCACCGGGGCAUGGAGAGCGACGGCCGAGCAGCCAGCACCCACUACUACGGUGACAGCGACUACCGCCCAGGGGCUCGUGCAGACAAGUACGGCCCAGGCCCCGCGGGGCCCAAGCACCCCUCCAAGAGCCUGGCCCCGGCCGCCAUCUCCUCGAAGCGCAGCAAGCACCGGAAGCAGGGCAUGGAGCAGAAGGUCUCCAAGUUCUCGCCCAUCGAGGAAGCCCGGGACGUGGAGUCCGACCUGGCCUCCUACCCGCCCCCUGCGGGCAGCAGCGGCCUGGCCUCGCGCGGCAGGAGGUUCCAGGACGAGAUCACCUGCGGGCUCAAGAAGAACGUGUAUGAGCAGCAGAGGCGCUACGGGGCGGCCAGCCGGGACCCCUCGGAGGAGGACGACCGCGUGUACAGCGGGAGCGGCCGGUCCCGGGGCCCCGCUGCGUACAGUGGGGAGAAGCUGUCCAGCCACGACUUCGGCGGCCGGGGCAAGGGCUACGAGCGGGAGCGGGAGCGGGAGGCUGCGGAGCGACUUCAGAAGGCAGGCCCCAAGCCCUCCUCCCUGAGCAUGGCCCACGGCCGGGCCCGGCCCCCCAUGCGGAGCCAGGCCUCGGAGGAGGAGAGCCCCGUCAGCCCCCUGGGCCGGCCCCGCCCCGCGGGGGACGCCCUCCCUCCCGGAGACGCCUGCCCGCAGUUCUGCUCCAGCCACUCCAUGCCGGACGUCCAGGAGCACGCGAGGGGCGGCCCACGGGCCCACGCGCACAAGCGCGAGGAGGGCUACCUCCUGGACGACUCCCACUGCGUGGUCUCCGACAGCGAAGCGUACCACCUGGGCCAGGAGGAGACGGACUGGUUCGAUAAGCCCCGGGACGCCCGCUCGGAUCGCUUCCGGCACCACGGGGGCCACGCGGCCUCCUCCGCCCAGAAGCGCGGCCCCGCCAGGCACAGCUACCACGACUACGACGAGCCCCCUGAGGAGGGCCCGGGCCGCCACGCCGCGGCGAAGGAGCACCGGCACCACGGAGACCACGGGCGCCCCUCGGGCCGCCACGGUGGCGAGGAGCCGGGCCGGCGUGCUGCCAGACCACACGCUCGGGACCUGGGCCACCACGAGGCUCGGCCUGCCCCUCAGCCCGGCCCGGCCCCGGCCCCGCAGAAGAAGGGCCAGCCCGGGUACCCCAGCUCGGCCGAGUACGCGCAGCCGCCCCGUGUGCCCUCAGCCUACCACCCCGCCUCCGACAGCAAGAAGGGCUCCCGGCAGCCCCCACAGCCAAAGCCAGAACCCCAGCCGCAGCCGCAGCCGCAGGGUCGGCAGGCACCUCCAGGGCCUCAGCCGUCCCAGCCGCCUCCAUCCAGGCAGACACCCUCAGCAGCAGUGCGCGCGCCGCAGCCGCAGCCGCAGGUGCCCGGGCCGCAGCCCCCCCAGCAGACCCCGCAGGCGCGGCCGCAGCAGCAGGGCCAGCCAGCCGCCCGGGGUCCCGCCCCUCCCGCCAGCCAGCCAGCAGGGAGGCCUCAGCCCGGCCCCGGGGCCACGGCAGGCUCCCAGCCAGCAGGAGCGCCGCGGACAGAGCAGACCCCCGGCUCUAAAGGGGCGGCCAAAGCGGCCCAGCAGGGGAGGCCCCCACAGGCUCAGCCCCCGCCGGGACCCGGACCUGCAGGCACGAAAGCUGGAGCCAGGCCCGGAGGCACCCCGGGGGCUCCUGCUGGCCAGCCAGGGGCCGAGGGGGACAGCGUGUUCUCCAAGAUCCUCCCCGGGGGCGCCGCGGAGCAGGCGGGCAAACUGACAGAAGCGGUCUCUGCUUUCGGCAAAAAAUUCUCCUCGUUCUGGUGA
Messenger RNA from Eptesicus fuscus (big brown bat), 11460 nucleotides. RefSeq names its product bassoon presynaptic cytomatrix protein (gene BSN). The record is from RefSeq and is a predicted model, not a curated record. Gene Ontology annotation, molecular function: metal ion binding; structural constituent of presynaptic active zone. Gene Ontology annotation, biological process: presynaptic active zone assembly; protein localization to synapse. NCBI's taxonomy places the organism in Eukaryota, Metazoa, Chordata, Mammalia, Chiroptera, Vespertilionidae. The transcript has 11 exons. Gene Ontology annotation, cellular component: axon; glutamatergic synapse; GABA-ergic synapse.